Theobroma cacao (cacao) is the source of this 3204-nucleotide messenger RNA. Its product is annotated as basic helix-loop-helix (bHLH) DNA-binding superfamily protein. The record is from RefSeq and is a predicted model, not a curated record. NCBI's taxonomy places the organism in Eukaryota, Viridiplantae, Streptophyta, Magnoliopsida, Malvales, Malvaceae. Gene Ontology annotation, biological process: regulation of DNA-templated transcription. Gene Ontology annotation, molecular function: DNA-binding transcription factor activity; protein dimerization activity. Gene Ontology annotation, cellular component: nucleus.
ACAAGUGUGUAACAGCAAAGAGAAGUCUGUUAGAAUAGUGUUUUCUUUCUUUGCGAUAAUAGGUCUGUUAGAAAAGUUGGCAAAAUGUGUCAGUAAAUAAAAAGAAAGAAAGUUUAAUGUCAAAGAAGGAAGCAAGCAAGCCAGCAAGCUAGCUUGACCCUGAAGAGAAGAACCUCUUCCAAUCUCAUCUGAGAUAAAUAUUGUAAAAUAUUAAAAAUGAAAAAGUGUUUAACUAAAUUAUAAAUAAUAAAAAAGAGAAAAAAUUUACAAAGAGGAAAAGGAAAGGAGCUUAGGUUCUGUAAUAAUUUAGGAACAAGAGCAGUUGGCAGUAGUUAGUCUGUCUUUUAAAAACAUACAUGCAUACAUGUCACCUGUAAGCUUGGGCAGGUAUGCAAAGUUUCAAUCUUUAUCUUUCUCUCUUUACAUACUGUCUCUAACGUGUUUUCUCUCUCUAGCCUUAUAGCUCUCUUGCAUUUCUCAGAGAGUAAAAUAUAAAAGGUUGGAAUUUGAUGCUUCUUUUGCUGUUCGGUGCGAGUGCCAAAUUGGUGAAUUUGGUUUCCUAUUGUAGAAUUUAAGCUUAGCAUUUGAUGCGUUUAGAUGUACUGUCAAACACCCAAUAUAGGGGACUGGGAAUGAGACGCUGCCUCAUUUCCGUUCUUGCAUAAUUCAAGUUAGAAUUUAUGCUUUUUGGUCUUUUUUUUGGGACACCCAUCUGAGAAUAUCUCAAAAGGGUUUCUCCAACUUCCUUUUCUUGGUUCUUGGAGGGUUGUGUCUUGAUUCAGAACUGGAACAUUUAGUUUCUUCCUUGGUUAGGACUUCUCUUGCACUUGGUUUUCCAUUCUACUUUCAUUUGAGAGUCAGUUGAGCAAUUAAGUUGAUCCUCCUCAAUUGGGUUGUAGUUGAAGAGAUUCAAGAUUGCUUAACAUAAUCAAUCACAUUGGGCUUUUAUUGAGUUUGAGAUUGUGAAAAAUAUAGUUCUUCUCUAAGCUAAACGGAAAAAGGGAAUCUGCUUUUCUUUUGUUACACUGGUGAGCUGUUACUUAGCUAAUGCAAUCGUCUGUCUAUGUCCACUUUAUGCUCUGAAAGGUUCACUUUCUUGUCUGCGGGAAGCAUUUUCUUGUUUUGCCUAACAGCAGAGUAGACGUGAUCCUAGGGUUAGUGGAAGAAGAGGUAAAUAUUUGGUCUGUGUAAGAUUUUGUGCCUGUGCAUUGGAUUUCUCCUUUUACUUUGUGUCUCUAGGAUGCUCCAAUGAGAGGUUUCUUUUACUUUAACAUCCUCUCAGUUCUAUAAAGCUGCCAAGGUUACUUGUUCCUUGUUCAGUCCUGCAAGAUAUCCCCAGCGAAUUUUGGUCAAACCAACUUUCCCUCAAAUUUUAUACUACUUUCCUUCUGUAAAAUAUCUAUUCUUAGCCCAGGUCUAGGUUAGCUGUUGAGUAGGGAUUGAUUUCAAAUUUGCAAUUAUAGAUAGGUUGAGUUCCUUAGAAUUUGGGUGUUUAGCCUCGGAAUCUACAGCAUGGCUAGUGGUGAUAAUGAUGAUGUGGGAUUUAAGAACAGACACGAGAGCCUUAUAAAUUGUCCGUCUUCACAGAUAAACACAAACCCCUUCUCUGACAAAGUUGAUGGGAUGGCAAUGAGUUCAAUAUCCAUGUAUAACAAGCCUUCAAAUGCAUCAGAUCCUUUCUUUGGUUCUAGUUGGGAUCCAAUUGUUUCACUGAGUCAGAGUGAAAGCCUUGUAGGAUCUUCGAUGGUUUCUCACAGUGAAUUUGCCAAUUCUCAUUAUCCUCUUCUAAUGGAAAAUCAGGGAAUUACUAGCACUGCCCACUUUUCCCAGUAUCAAUCUGAUCCAGGCUUUGUUGAGCUGGUGCCAAAGCUGCCCGGAUUUGGUAGUGGAAAUUUGUCAGAAAUGGUUGGUCCCUUCAGCCUACAACAAUGCGGCCAGAUUGCCAACGGCAAGUGCCCCCAAAAUUAUGCUCUAAACACUGAGGUUGGCAAUGAAAGGGCUUGUACAAAUAGUACACAAUCUCGUGAUGAGCACCAACUUUCAGAUGAGGGAGUUGUAGGUGCUUCGCCCAAUGGAAAGAGGAGAAAACGAGUUCCUGAAUCAAAUUCUCCACUAAGAUCAUACCAGAAUGCUGACGAGGAGCCUCAAAAGGAUCCUUCUGGAGAGAGCAGCGAUGUUCCAAAAGGACAGGAUGAGAAGAUACAGAAAACCGAACAAAUUACAGGUGUGAAUUCACGUGGUAAACAAAUUGCGAAACAAGCUAAAGACAGUUCUCAAACUGGAGAAGCUCCUAAAGAAAAUUACAUCCACGUGAGAGCAAGAAGGGGUCAGGCUACAAAUAGUCACAGCCUGGCAGAAAGGGUGAGAAGGGAAAAGAUAAGUGAGAGAAUGAGAUUGCUUCAAGAACUUGUACCAGGAUGCAACAAGAUUACUGGGAAAGCUGUAAUGCUUGAUGAGAUUAUCAACUAUGUGCAGUCACUGCAACAGCAGGUUGAGUUUUUGUCAAUGAAACUUGCCACUGUCAAUCCAGAGCUAAACAUUGAUUUAGAGAGAGUUUUAUCCAAAGAUAUUCUUCAUUCAAGAGGUGGAAGUGCUGGAAUUCUCGGAUUUGGUCCUGGGUUAAACUCCUCUCACCCUUUCCCCCCUCGUAUCUUUCCGGGAACAAUUUCAGGUGUCCCAAGUACAAAUCCGCAAUUCCCUCCCUUGCCUCAGACUGUACUAGACAAUGAGCUCCAAAAUCUUUUUCAAAUGGGAUAUGAUUCUAGUUCAGCUAUGGACAGUUUGGGACCAAAUGCAGGUCGCUUAAAAUCAGAGCUUUGAUAUAUGGAAGAAGUUUAAAUAAGAAGGCUUUGUUCCUCCUAACCAAGCAUUCAAAUGCUGCAAGUUGACUGCAGAUUAAACUCAUCUAGAAAAGACAAUUGGAAAAGAAGAAGACAAAAACAGGAUUCUUCAGCUGUAUAGGUUCAUUUCGUUCCUAACUGUUUGUUUUCCGAAUUUUUAGACAAGGAAGAUGACUUGUUAGAAUCACAAAUCAUUGUAUAUUAAGACAACAAAGCAAGAGUUGGUUGAUGGAAUUUUGUUUUUUUUUUUCCUUAAUAAUUGGUAUUGUAGGGGUUGUGAUGCUUUGUGAAAGCUUGGAAAAUUGUGUUUAAGAAAAUUAUCUUGUAGAUUGGAUAAAUUUUCUUGUAAAGAAAAUUUCAUUUU